AUGGUGGAAGCUGAGGAUUUAAAGAAGCGGAGGAGAUACGCCGAGGAGAAGAAGGGUGGAAAGAGAAGAUGGGGUUUGGCUGCAAUUGGGGCUGUUUUGGUGGUUUUAGUUGCAUUGGCUGCCUCAUCGAAGUUUUCGAAAAGUCAGAAUUCUUCUUGUUUCUGUCCUCAGGACACUAGAAAAUAUACAGGGAUGGUUGAAGACUGCUGUUGUGACUACGAGACAGUAGACAGUAUAAAUGGUGCGGUCUUGCAUCCUUUACUCCAAGAGCUUGUCAGAACUCCCUUUUUUAGAUACUUCAAGGUGAAGUUGUGGUGUGAUUGUCCUUUUUGGCCUGAUGAUGGUAUGUGCAAGUUGCGUGAUUGCAGCGUAUGUGAAUGCCCAGAGACUGAAUUCCCGGAGCUUUUCAAGAAACCAUCACAAUACAGUCUGUCAUCAGAUGAUUGGAAAUGUCAAGAAGGAAAACCAGAGGCUGCUGUUGAUCGUACACUGGACACUAAGGUUUUUAGGGGGUGGCCUGAAGUUGAUAACCCAUGGACAAAUGAUGACGAAACUGAUAACAGUGAGAUGACAUAUGUAAAUCUCUUACUGAAUCCUGAACGUUACACUGGUUACACUGGGGAAUCUGCGAAAAGAAUUUGGGAUGCCAUCUACUCUGAAAAUUGUCCAAAAUAUACUUCUGGAGAAUUUUGUCCAGAAAAAAAGGUCCUGUACAAGUUAAUAUCAGGACUUCACGCUUCAAUUUCCAUUCACAUAGCUUCUGACUACCUGCUUGAUGAGACAAAGAACCUGUGGGGCAAGAAUCUUGACUUGAUGUAUGAUCGUGUUCUAAGAUAUCCAGACCGCGUCAGAAAUUUGUACUUCACAUUUCUCUUUGUUCUCCGAGCUGUGACAAAGGCAACAAAAUAUCUGGAGCAGGCUGAAUAUGACACUGGCAAUCCUGUUGAGGAUCUGAAAGCACAGUCCUUGAUGCGUCAACUACUUUAUAAUCCAAAACUGCAAGCUGCCUGUCCACUUCCCUUCGAUGAAGCUAAGAUGUGGCAAGGCCAAAGUGGACCUGAACUGAAGCAGCAGAUUCAGAAGCAGUUCAGAAACAUUAGUGCCAUGAUGGAUUGUGUUGGGUGCGAAAAAUGUCGUUUGUGGGGAAAACUUCAGGUGCUUGGCCUGGGCACUGCUCUAAAGAUUCUCUUUUCUGUUGACGGCAACAGCCAUGCUAACCAACCUUUGCAGUUGCAAAGAAAUGAAGUAAUUGCUCUGCUGAAUCUAUUGAACCGAUUAUCGGAGUCCGUCAAAUUUGUACAAGAAGAGGGCCCCUCUAUGGAUAAUAGAAUGGCCCCCCUACUUUCUGAACCCCUUGCACAAGAAAGUAAUUCAUGGCGAAGAGUGCUAGAAGCUGUAGGAUUGUCCUCGUUGAAGAAGAAACUCCAGAGGUAG
Oldenlandia corymbosa var. corymbosa is the source of this 1434-nucleotide messenger RNA. The record is from the annotation of a GenBank genome assembly. Lineage: Eukaryota; Viridiplantae; Streptophyta; Magnoliopsida; Gentianales; Rubiaceae.